Molecule: messenger RNA, 272 nt
Organism: Strongylus vulgaris
Lineage: Eukaryota; Metazoa; Nematoda; Chromadorea; Rhabditida; Strongylidae
Source: the annotation of a GenBank genome assembly
AUGAGUAAAGCUGGUGCUGUGGGUCGCGGCCUUUACGCUACUUUGGCAUUCUUAGUGAAUGCUCUGCUUCGUGUUGGCAUCAAUCUAUCUUUGGUAGCUGCUAUUGCUGUUACUGUCUACGCUAUGGGCGCAUUUUCCAGAGAGGCUCUCAAACAGCGGAAAGAGGGUAAGUGCUGUAGGAUAUCUUUUUGUGCCCACUUAGCCCAUUCAUACCUUAGUAAUUGCUUUUCACCUAUAGGAACACGGCGCGUUCCUUUUGUUACUUUGUAAAU